This is a messenger RNA of Lacerta agilis (Sand lizard), 2888 nucleotides long. RefSeq names its product EFR3 homolog A (gene EFR3A). The record is from RefSeq and is a predicted model, not a curated record. Gene Ontology annotation, cellular component: plasma membrane. Gene Ontology annotation, biological process: protein localization to plasma membrane. Lineage: Eukaryota; Metazoa; Chordata; Lepidosauria; Squamata; Lacertidae. Bases 138 to 2600 code for a protein of 820 amino acids. The transcript is spliced from 25 exons.
GCCGGGAGCAAGAUGGCAGCGGCGGCGGCUCCGGCUGCAAAGGGAAAGGGAGCGGCGCAGAUAAGGCUUUCCAUCCAGGUUUCACGCUGGUUUUCAAUUAAGCUUCAUGUGUAGCAUUUGCAGCUGGUCUACACGUCAUGGUUCGGAAAGGUGUUUGCUGCUGCUGUGCUGCUUUGCGUCCUCGCUACAAACGCCUGGUGGAUAACAUCUUCCCUGAAGACCCAAAAGAUGGACUUGUCAAAGCUGAUAUGGAGAAGCUGACCUUUUAUGCCGUUUCUGCACCUGAGAAGCUCGAUCGAAUUGGCGCUUACUUAGCAGAGCGACUGAGCCGGGAUGUUGUCAGACACCGUUACGGGUACGUUUUAAUCGCCAUGGAAGCCCUGGACCAGCUUCUGAUGGCCUGCCGCUCGCAGAGCAUCAAACCAUUUGUCGAGAGCUUCCUUCAUAUGGUAGCUAAGCUGCUGGAGUCUGGAGAGCCAAAGCUGCAAGUUCUGGGGACCAAUUCCUUCGUUAAAUUUGCAAACAUUGAGGAAGAUACUCCUUCAUACCACAGGCGCUAUGACUUCUUUGUUUCCCAGUUCAGCGCCAUGUGUCAUUCUUACCACGAGGAUCCAGAAGUACAAAAUGAGAUCCGAAUUGCUGGAAUCAGGGGCAUCCAGGGUGUGGUUCGCAAGACUGUUAAUGACGAACUUCAGGCAACCAUAUGGGAGCCUCAGAACAUGGACAAGAUAGUACCCUCCCUGCUGUUUAAUAUGCACAAGAUUGAAGAUGUCGACAGUCGGAUCUGCCCCUCUUCGUCGGCCUCGGGAGGGGAAAAAGACGAAAACCCCUCUGCGCUGUCUGAGAAUUGUUUCAGAGAACUGCUCGCCCGAGCAACAUACGGCAACAUGAACCAUGCUGUCAGGCCAGUUUUUGCACAUUUAGACCACCACAGACUGUGGGAUCCCAACGAAUUUGCUGUCGCCAUUUUCAAAAUCAUCAUGUACUCAAUACAGGUGCAGUACUCUCAUCACGUGAUACAAGAAAUUCUGGCACACCUGGAUUCUCGCAGGAGAGAUUUCCCCCGAGUCCGAGCGGGUAUCAUCCAGGCCCUUUUGCAAGCUGUGGCCAUUGCUGCAAAAGGCUCCAUAGGCCCAACCGUCUUGGAAGUGUUUAACACCUUACUGAAGCACCUGCGUUUCAGCGUCGAUUUCGAAUUAAGUGACCGGCGUAGCUCAGUGAGCAGUGCCAGCUUCAAUGCAAGUGCCAAGGAAAAUGACGAGAGAAUUGUCCAGAAUGCUAUCAUUCAAACAAUUGGUUUCUUUGGAAGCAACCUGCCAGACUACCAUCGGUCUGAGAUUAUGUUGUUCAUUAUGGGGAAGGUUCCUGUUCUGGGAGCAACUUCGCACACACUGGACACCAGCCAGUUUGGGGAUUUGGGAACCAGGCGAAUUCAAAUUAUGCUUCUAAGAUCAUUACUAAUGGUCACAACAGGAUACAGUGCCAAGACCAUUUCUGCUGCGCUGCCUGCUCCUUUUCUGGAUCCUUUGCUCUCUCCUUCACUCAUGGAUGACUCUGAACUCAGACAGCUGGUCCUGGAAAUACUGCACAACGUUAUUGAUCGGCACGACAACCGAGUGAAGCUCAGAGGGAUAAGAAUAAUACCUGAUGUUUCAGAUCUAAAGAUAAAACGGGACAAAAUUUCAAGGCAAGAUGCGAAUUUCAUCAAAAAGCAUGGGCAGCAGCUGUAUAGGCAUGUCUACCUUGGAUGUAAGGAAGAGGACAAUGUCCAGAAGAACUUUGAGCUUCUCUACACAACGCUGGCUCUCAUGACAAUUGAACUAGCCAAUGAAGAAGUGGUCAUUGACCUCAUCAGAGUGGCUAUCGCAUUGCAGGACAUUGCAAUCCUUAACGAAGACAACUUGCCCAUGUUCCAUCGCUGUAGUGUGAUGGCAUUGGUAGCCGCAUACCUCAAUUUCCUAAGCCAGAUGAUCGCUGUUCCUGCUUUUUGCCAACAUGUUACUAAGGUCAUUGAAACCAGACAUGUAGAAGCACCCUAUUUUUUACCUGAAACAAUUUUCAGAGAGAAGUGCAACCUGCCCAAGUCCCUGGAGAAGGACGAAACCAGCUUGUUCUUCCUGACCAACCAAAUGGCAGAAUCGCUGGGUGGCAGUGGCUACUGCGUGGAGAGACUGUCUGUGCCAUAUGUACCGCUUGUGACAGAUGAAGACAGGUUGUCCAGGAGGAAGAGCAUUGUGGACACGUUGUCAAUUCAGGUAGACAUUCUGCCCGGCUGCAGCCUGGAUGAAAAGGCGAAUAGCACUGAAGAAAUCACCUUUGAGACGCUGAAGCAGGCAAUAGACAACAAUGGGCUUGAGGAACAAGAGAAGGAAAGGAGACGCCUUGUGAUUGAGAGAUUCCAGAAGGCUCCUUUUGAAGAAAUUGCUGCACAGUGUGAAACCAAGGCAAACUUGCUCCACGACAGGCUGACACAGAUAUUGGAACGCACCAUUCGGCCUCCUCCGAGCCCUUCUGGAACAGUGGCGAUUAACACUGGACACAGCCAUUACCGAUCCAUCCCAGUCUACGAGAUGAAGUUUCCUGAUCUUUGUGUGUAUUGAGUGUCCUCUGAAUUCAUCAAAAAGACAGGUGAAUUCUCCAACACUUCUGCUGUGUCCCAGUAAUAGUGCAUUAGUGAUAGAUCUAUACUGGACUUUCCACACAAUUAGUUACUUUAUUAGUAGUUUUGUCAUGUUUCCCCCAGUGUUAACUGCACUACUGCCAGCUGGAGGGGCACUCAUGCGCUAUUGUGCAACAUGAACAGGACAAGAGAAAGGAAGAGAAUAUUUGUGGCGUGAAAUGUUGCAGGAUUUCGGCAGGGAAGCCGUGGGACAUGCGUCGAUUGGAAA